GGCACUCUCUGAGGCUGAACCGCUGCAUUACGCGCAUGGACGGCGGAGCGUCUUGUGAUGUCAUCUAAUUACCCCACUGUGGUAUUAAGCUUAGCACUCGUCCUGCUAAAUCUCCAACUGCGCGAACAAGCUUCUGGAAUAUCGCGUACUCAUUCCACCAAAGGCGGCGGAAUAUAAUUAUAAUUUCUUUCUCAUAGCCAGAUACCGACACUGAUACCGAUAACCACCAUGUCAAAAUACAGAAGCACUCCCCUCUACGGCGGCGCCAUCACCUGCGACUUGCCGAAACACUUUGCAGAUGUCAGCAAACUGCGACAAGUCCCCGACAACCAGGAAGUCUGGAUCGACAAGGAUGGCUUCACGAGCAUCAUCUUCGAGAUCACAGAGCGCGUUGGAGAGCCCGGAUCCGGCCCCGAGAUUGACGGCCGCGCCAUGACCACACAUCUGGAGGACAUGGUCGGCUCGGACAUCAACACGGUCAAGAUCUGGAACACGGCCGAGACCGAGUUCUCGCGCAUGCAAGAGUUGAAACACCCCGCAUACACCCUCAUCGCAACGCAGACCCCCAACGCCAGCCACUCCAGCGACCAAAGCUCCGCUCCAGACUUCACGGCCCUCACCAUGACUCUGCUGCGCCUCGAAGAGCAGGACACAGAUAUUCUCAUCACCAUCAACGUGCCUCACAUCAGAGGAGAGUACGACGCCGAGGAGGUUGAUCUGGAGCUGGGCAAGCAGGGCAAGCUUAUCGGAGACGCUGUCGAGAUUGCAGCUCGCAUCUGGGAAACUUUUGUCAUCAAGGACUGGGGGCUUUUCGGCCAGGCCAAGAACCAUUAAUGCAAGUUCGAUGGACAGGCCUUUUUUACGAGUUAAUGAUUGGUUCACUUUGUUUCAAAAGAGAACAGCGCCGUCUCUCUUUUCUGCUUCAUCUCAGUUAUAAAUCUACGACAAACUCUAAGCCAAGAAAACGUAUAUACUACUGGAUUCAUAGAAUAACAAUCUAGUACUAUUUGAUGUCCUCCAAUACAUAUCCCCCUAAAACCAUGCUUGAAACUUAUAGACGAGGCCUUAUAGAAGGCAACAAAAUCCUGGUACAUAUAUUAUGCCUCCCACUCUAAUCGAUAAGACGCACCUUAGAAUGCCGGGCCAACUUCGG
This is a messenger RNA of Trichoderma harzianum CBS 226.95, 1153 nucleotides long. RefSeq lists its product as hypothetical. The coding region runs from base 229 to 834 and encodes 201 amino acids. Gene Ontology annotation, molecular function: guanyl-nucleotide exchange factor activity; small GTPase binding. The record is from RefSeq and is a predicted model, not a curated record. The transcript has 3 exons. Lineage: Eukaryota; Fungi; Ascomycota; Sordariomycetes; Hypocreales; Hypocreaceae. Gene Ontology annotation, cellular component: nucleus. Gene Ontology annotation, biological process: protein import into nucleus.